Messenger RNA from Peronospora matthiolae, 255 nucleotides. The record is from the annotation of a GenBank genome assembly. NCBI's taxonomy places the organism in Eukaryota, Oomycota, Peronosporomycetes, Peronosporales, Peronosporaceae.
AUGAUCUUGCACCUCGACCUUACUGACUCUGGCGAAAGCAACUCGCUGCUAGUUCCGAGUACGAUGGAUUGGAUCGGUGAAGCCUUUUCCGGUAUGUCGUACGGGUUAAAGGUACAUCUUUGCACGCUGGCAAUGUAUCACCUCGUGAUCUUCUUUGUAAAGUCUGGACUUGCAGCCUACAUUGACGUCACGAAGCAGUUAUCCAACAUCAAAGUCUUUGUGGCGAUUCAGCUGACGCAGACGUGUGCAUCUUGA